Aspergillus pseudoviridinutans is the source of this 960-nucleotide messenger RNA. RefSeq lists its product as uncharacterized. Gene Ontology annotation, cellular component: mitochondrion. Bases 1 to 960 code for a protein of 319 amino acids. Lineage: Eukaryota; Fungi; Ascomycota; Eurotiomycetes; Eurotiales; Aspergillaceae. The transcript has a single exon. The record is from RefSeq and is a predicted model, not a curated record.
AUGCUGAAGUUGAUCAAAGAUAAGCGCAUGCAGGAUGCGGCUACUCCAGCUCUGCUUCAUCCUGAUUUUCACAAGAGAAAUAUUUAUGUCUCAGCCCAGGACCCAACCGUUAUGACUGGCGUGCUCGAUUGGCAAUCAGCAAGCAUUGAGCCUGCGUUCAUUUAUGCCAAUGAGACUCCUGAUUUUGCUGCACUCCCUGAGGAGACGGAGGGAAACAUCUUUGAGGACGGACAAGACGAACAAAAAGUUCCUGGUCAAAAGGAACGAGAAUGGAAAGACGCGUUGAUAUGUUACCAGACAUACGAUGUGUGCAUGAAGGGUCUUGCUCCUAAACUACGCCUCGCAAGGUUACUCGAUCCGAUUUUGUUUCGAAUCUUCCAAUACUUUCAUACGACGUGGAGAGACAGCGCCACGGCGCUCCGUCAAGAGUUAAUUGAGCUUUCAGCUCGCUGGACAGAACUGGGACUACAGGGCUCUUGCCCAUUUUCUCCAACUGAAGAAGAAUUGAAGAAGCACGCUCGAGAUUAUGAAGACUUUGAGACUGUUCAAAAACUUAAACUCUGGCUAAGAAACUCCCUCCAUACCAACUCUGAUGGCUGGGUUCCGAAUGAUGUAUGGAACGCUGCGAAAGACGCUCAUCGCGCGGUCUACGACGAAUGGAUACAGACGGCCAGAGAAUCUGAGUCUAGUGGCGAGGGCCUGACAGUAGCAAAGCAGACAAGUUGUGGCCGUUUGAUGCUAGAUAACAGCGAAAGUCAGGCAAGGAGAAAUUUCACGUGGCGGCGUGGCUUAGUCGCAGAGCUCAUAAAGUACUGUCGAAGGAACACAUGUCCACCAGGACAUGUUAAGGACAUCGUGGUUCCUACGGAUGGAGGCGAUCUAGGCGUCACAAGCCAAGGAACAACCACACCGCCGAGUGGCACACAUGUAGGCUCAGGGCGAGGGUCAGCUGCCAUUUAG